GGAAGGAAGGAAGGAGAGAGAGAAAAAAAUUAAACAAAAGUAAACUGGAUUUAGUGCGUUCAUUCCUCCCUCCCUCGAAACACACAGGCAACAUCUUCUGCAAUUACGGUCUAGGAACAUUAUGAUGCAUUUUCAAGAGGUGAAUCUUGCAGCAGUGUUUUCAUCCAUGUUCACAGUUGAGUGCACCUGGCUGUAGAAAGCAUUGCCAUGGAAACCAGCAGCGGAAGACAACAGACAGCUGAAACAAAGCCUUUGUAUGGUAGCUGUGAAGAAUCAGCCAGAGGGUGCCAGGCCCAGGGGACGGAGGCAGACGGGACAUCUGAGUGCACUGAUGCUACUCCUUCUGAACUGCCCCCCCCUGGGAAGCUGAAGAAAACAGCUUUUAAACUGUUUGGAGGGAGAAAGAGCAUUUGCACUUUACCCAGCUUCUUUGGAGGAAGAAGCAAAGGUCAUGGGAAGGGGUCCUCUAAAAAGGGGAUCAGCAAGAGCAAGACUCAUGAUUGUAUCAGUGAGGUGAGCUGGGAGGACGGCAGAAGAACCGCUGACAUGCCAGCGGGAGACUUUGAAUACCACGGCCAGAAAUACUCAUCUGUAAAGAGGCUGUCGGGUUCUCAAAGUGUGUACUCAAUAACUGACACGUAUAAGAAAGCAGACAUACCUCUGUUGGCGAACUCUGAAUGUUACGAUCAGAAACUAAGUGCUGACAAGUCCUCACCCUUUCCCAGGCCAAAGAAGGGACUAAAAGGUUUGUUCAGCAGCAUCAGACGCCACAAAAAGAAUAAAGCCGCAGAUUCUGAAAAAGCUGAGACGCCUGGACUUUCUGUAGAGAUCCCUGCAGAUGCAGUGCCUAGAAGUCAGUCAAGUGACAGCAAAUUGGAGUCUGAACUCCAGGAUAGCUUGUCUGACAGCAAUGUGGCAGACACACUGAAUGAGAAAGACAAUUCGACAGAUACACCUGAAUGUAGCGAGGAUGCAAAUCUUUCAGAAGAAAGUUUAGUAGAAACUGAUGCAAAUAGUAAUAAAGCAUUACAAAAAGAUAAGCGUCUGAAAGACUUGGAAGAGCUUGUGCAAGGGGAGUCCGCAGAUGCAAAAAUAGAUGGAGCCAUUUUGUGCACGCUAUCUGAGUUCAGCUGUGCCCCCGAUGUAAACCCAGACUACCUAGAUAACGAUCCACCUUCAGUUCAUUCUUCCGAGCAGAUCAGUUCAGUAUUUGGGGAUGUGUCCUCUCUGAAGAGCUUUGAUUCCCUCACUGGGUGCGGAGACAUAAUUGCGGACCGAGAUGACGACAGCAUUGCUGAAAGCACAGUGUUGGCUGAAAGAAGUCGCAAUGCGGGCAAAAGAAGCUCCUGCUAUGUCACUUACCAAGGAGGCGGGGAAGAAAUGGCAACCCCCGACGAGGUUGACGAGGAUUAUCUGCAAAGUUUGUGGGAAAAUGAAGCUGCAGCUGACGUGUGCUUUACCCCUGGUCAACAGCAGAUGCUCCUGGGCGAUGACAUGGACCUGCAGAUAUCUCCGGAUGGACCAGCCCUUCCUGGUCCUCGUGUGGAUGCUGCUAAUAAUCCCAGUGUUGUCCGAGCUGUUGCAGAUAGCGGUCAUACCAGCGGAGACCUCCUGACCCCACAAAGUGACCAGCCCGAAUCUGCACCCAACAGUGACGAGGGUUAUUAUGAUUCCACCACUCCGGGUCCAGAUGAAGACGGGGGUGAUAGCCUCAGCCGAAUUAAAAAGGAAAGGCUUCCACGGGACAGCUACAGUGGGGAUGCGCUCUGUGAGCUUUAUGAGCCUGACGAUAGCCUCAUGAGCCCCCCUCUUGCAGAUGAACCCUCCUUUGAGACUCUGCCACCCACCCCAGAUGCUUUGGAAUUUUUAGGAAUGGGUGUGGAUAAGAGUUUGUGUCCCGGUUUUUCCAACAAAGCUGGACUUAUGGAAGAGGUUAGACAAGUUCAGAUAGAGCAGAAGCUUAUGGGGUGGGAAGUUAAAGGCACAAAAAAGCCCUCAACAAAAGAGCAAGUCAUCUUGAGCAAGGAUAGAUUUUACGCAGAAAAAAGCAGAGUUGAUUGUAAUUCUAAAAUGAACAGUAACACACAUCAAGCUUGCCUUAAAGAGGAGCAGGUAGUUUCACAGACUAGGAUAGAAAAAGACUCAAAAGGAAAGCACAGAAAUAACCAGACACACCACAAUAACCAAAUAACAAAUGCAAAGCUACUUCCUGAUUUGGAUGGCAUGGAUGUUGUAUGCAGCACAAAGAGCUCCCACCGAUCAAAAGAAUCAGAAGAACUUGACGAAUUACUGCAGGGAAAUGGAAGAUGCACCCAGCCUGAAAAGAAUGGAAAAACUGAUACUGGUAAAAUGAAGACUGAUGAAGCCCUUGAGUGUGAUCAGGCUGUCUGCUUCUCCCAGGCCUUGGUGGACUUCACUAACAAUGCCACGUUCUUAAACAACCUUUCUGAAAGUAUCGGCAGCUCUGAUUCUGGUUCUUCCUUUACACAGAAUAUGCAGGCCCUUCCAGCAAUGGUGACGUUCGAUGUGGUGGACAUGGAAAAUGAAGGGGAGUGUGAUCGUCAGAUUGAAAUGGAUACAGAUGAAGACAUGUCGUCGCCGUAUGAGGCAUACGAUGAGAGCUACUUGCAAAAAGAUGCUUUUGCUGAAUGCGACGAGAGGAUGUUUGAACUGUACGAUCAGAAUCCUUUUCUCAGCAACAGCUGGGGGGUUGCCAGUCUUCCACGGCAUCUUAAUUUCAGUAAAAUGAGCCCAGUAAUGCCGGCCCCAUUGUCUCUGAACAGGAGGAGCAGAUCACUAGAUACUGACAGCCUGGAAUUCGAACUGGCUGACAUGUAUCUGUCAAAAGUUAUUCCUCAGCUUCCUCAAGUCUCCAGAUCUGAAUGGGACUCCAGGAAGGCUUCCACUCUCCAUUGGCCAUCAGAUUGCGAAAGGAGGGGGCGAUCAGCCAGCUCAGAAUGGAGGGAGGUUGCUGAUGUUCCUAAUUGGCCCUGGCAACAGGAAGCUACGUGCAAUUUCGCCCUUCCUUUGAUGGAUGGAAAAAGAUUAGGACAGGUCCAGAGUUGUAGUUCUCUGGGAAAGGGAAGGGACAUACAGCAUGAAAUCCAGAGGGAUAGAUUGGAUUUGCAGGUUGAGGGUUGUUCUCCUGAUCGGAGGCUUCAGCCUCAGACUUCAGGGGUUACUCGUGACACUGGGGCUGGUAAUCCAAUACAGAGCUCCAGGCAGAUGGCCAGACCAUCCCAUCUCCCCUUACAAUCUGAUGAGUGCCGGCCUCAAACUGGAGCAAACUCACUGGGGAUUUCCAGAGAAGGCUCUGGGAAGAUGCUUGCUCUUGUUUCUCCUUUGGAUGAAAGAAAUGAGGCUUAUUUCUCUAAGAUUUCCUCUGCAAGUCAUUACUCUGAUUCUUUCCACCAACAAAUGAAGUGCAAACCCGUAGGUGUCACCCAAGGAAUGCCUCAUUUUCUCUCUGAUAAUCCAGACACUUUAAAACCAGAACUCUGUUUGGGACAGUGCGAGACUCCCAGCAAAGGGCGAAGCGAACAUGAAAUGACUCGAGCCGUUGGGUGGAAUAAACACACUGCACUGGAUUUGUAGCCUUUAGAAAUGGCAAAAAAAAAAAAAGAGAAAACUUACAGCGUUGUACUGCAUUUUUAUGUUGUCAGUGAUGUCAUCACAUAUGUCACCAAAGACACCAUGCAGCAGGUUUACUUUACAGAUCAAUAACUUUACAUCUGUUGUACAAAACCUUCCUUUGGAGCAUUAUAAUUAGUUUGAUGCUAACUGUUUUUUUAUAUUAAUGAUUGUAUUCAGAAAGAUGGAGUCUUUGUUACUUAAACUACAAAGGGAUUUAGAAAUCUUCUUUUAAAAUGGUCAAGCAGUGCAGAGUUGGUUUGAUGACUGCUGCUUUGCUGCUCAGACCUCAUGGAAGCUGCUUUCAAUAUGCAUGGUUCAUGCCCUCUGUUUUGAAAAAUCGAGAGAAUAUAGAUAUUUUUAGUGUUUUUAAAUAUUUGUCAUUUAGUAUUUAACAGACAAUAGCUCAUUUUAUCUUUGUUAAAUCAGAGAAGUUUUUUUGUAAAUGUAUUUGUUUUUAAUUAGUAAAUUCUUAUAAAACACACAAUUCCUUGGCAAGAGAGUGCAGAUUUAAAAAGCAUUUCAUACCAAGGCAAGAGCGCUGCCUUGUUCUAGAAGGCACUUUGAACCACAGUACAAUGCAUCGUAGAGUCAUUUCUGAAUAUGUUACCUGUAUAAUAUCCACACAUUGGCUUCAGUACAUUCUCCCUUAUGUAGCACUAUGAUGUUUAGCUUUGAAGAUGCAGUAUUUGAGGUCACAACAAUGCUUGUACAUUUACAGGUCUGAUGACCAAACGACACUGUUUUUGCUUACAGGAUUUUAAAAAGGUUGGAUGACAUUGAAAUGUUGUUUUUG
This is a messenger RNA of Polyodon spathula (Mississippi paddlefish), 4426 nucleotides long. RefSeq names its product APC membrane recruitment protein 1-like. The record is from RefSeq and is a predicted model, not a curated record. Lineage: Eukaryota; Metazoa; Chordata; Actinopteri; Acipenseriformes; Polyodontidae. The transcript has 2 exons. Gene Ontology annotation, biological process: regulation of canonical Wnt signaling pathway. Gene Ontology annotation, molecular function: phosphatidylinositol-4,5-bisphosphate binding; beta-catenin binding. Gene Ontology annotation, cellular component: plasma membrane. The coding region runs from base 208 to 3594 and encodes 1128 amino acids.